Messenger RNA from Neocloeon triangulifer, 1650 nucleotides. RefSeq lists its product as uncharacterized. NCBI's taxonomy places the organism in Eukaryota, Metazoa, Arthropoda, Insecta, Ephemeroptera, Baetidae. The record is from RefSeq and is a predicted model, not a curated record. Bases 77 to 1636 code for a protein of 519 amino acids. Gene Ontology annotation, biological process: biological process involved in interspecies interaction between organisms. The transcript has 9 exons. Gene Ontology annotation, cellular component: external side of plasma membrane. Gene Ontology annotation, molecular function: carbohydrate binding.
UAUAGAGUUGUCACAGCAGUUGACAUAGAGAAAUGCUGUGCACAACACAUGCUUAGUGGAAAAUUAAUAAUCCAGAAUGACGCGAAUUUUGAGAUGUGCAGCGAUUGCUGGUUUUCUUUUCACUACGCUGAUAAUUCUGUCAGAAGCAUCCUCAGCGAAAAAAAAUAUUGUCAUCAAAGCUUCCUUUCUGGGACUGAAAUCCAAAAGUUCAACAGUUUUUAGAAGAGCAAAACUAAUUAAAUGCUGUGGUAAAAAUUCCUGCAUCAGUGGACUGCCAGUUCACAGGAAAAAUGAAUCCGGAAGCACAAUGAUGGCUCCGGAUGCUGGAAAAAAUGGAGGCAGCAACGGGGGAGGUCAACCCGCCAAAGAUGGGGGUGCUGUUACGUCAUCAAGUCAAGGGGGUCAGGGUGGACCAGCUCCAGAGAGCAGCACUGAUGGAAAUUUAGGAGUUUCUGAAAUACCUGCUGGAGCCACCGGAGGAAGUGGCAACAAUCAAGUAGUGGACGCAACCACUAGUGGGGGUUUGGGAUACACAGGAAUCACCGCAGGAGUAGAUGGUGACUAUGGCAGUGUCGGGUCAGCAGGAGGAGGAGCAAAUCUUAACCCUGGCCCUGGCGCAAAUGGUGACCCUCUCGCUAACGCUGCAAAUCCUGGUUCAGGAGCAAUCGUUGACCCUAACCUUAAUCCUGCUGGUUCUGGAGCAAACAACCCUAAUCCCGCUCCUGCAACAAUCGUUGACCCCAAUAAUCCCAUAGCCGACCCUGGACUCUCAGGAUCUGGCAGCGUCUCUGGGACAAAUAGUCCAUCAGCAGGCUCAUCAGAUCCGUCCCAAAAUGUUGCUUCUGAGACUCCAGCUCCAGCUAAUUCAGUGGCAGGUGGAAAUGUGGCGGGCGAUUCAGUGACAACUACAGUCGCAAGUGGACAAACUGGAGGAGCAUCUUCGAAUGGGGAAACUACCUCAAUCCCAGCUGGAGUCACAAACCCAAAGGCUGACACCACAACGAUAGCCCUUCCAGCAGGAGGAAGUUCUACUGCCAAGAAUACUGUGGGUUCAACAAACAACCCGCUGUCUAAUUCUUCCACGGUCGCUGCAAACAACACUGGAAACAGCGCAACUGUGCUGCCAAAGUCAAAUCCGUGCAUGGAUGAUGUCUGCGUCCUACCGUGUGAUAAGGAUCCUACGCUUUUUGUCAAUAAUGUUCUUCAAGUUCCCGCUGGUAAAGGCGCCAUUAAAACCAUAUGUGGAAAGGAUUAUUUUGUCAGCACUGAAAAAGCAAAUUAUACGGUGGCGUCUAAAGCCUGUUGCUCGAUGGGCAUGUUUUUGAGCUCCUUUGAAACACGGGCGGAGCAAGACUGCUUCUCAAAGUAUAACAAAGACGUCCUGAAAUUGAAGAAAUCGGACUUCUGGAUUGGCGCCACUGACAUGGCGUGCUAUCAGAAAUUCACCUGGUGCACUGGUUCGCAAAUAGAUAUUUCCAAAUACGACUGGACUUUGAUGCAGCCGAAUUAUUUGGGUGGAAACCAACAUUGCAUCGUAAUGACCGUGGAGUUGGAUGGGUUUAUUUUACCAGGCGACAACGGCUUAAAUGACUGGGAAUGCUACGAGCUGAACAAUUAUUUAUGCGAAAAGUCUUAAUAAUAUAAAAUGAG